Messenger RNA from Canariomyces notabilis, 472 nucleotides. RefSeq lists its product as uncharacterized. The transcript has a single exon. Bases 149 to 409 code for a protein of 86 amino acids. The record is from RefSeq and is a predicted model, not a curated record. NCBI's taxonomy places the organism in Eukaryota, Fungi, Ascomycota, Sordariomycetes, Sordariales, Chaetomiaceae.
UCGGCCAGGCAUGCACACAUCCAGGCAGGCGGGUAAGAGGGAGCAUACAUAGUUACCGGUACCUCGAUUGACAGUCUUGACAGAUGGCGUUUGGGUCUGAGGGCUGCUAAUAAUGCCCGUGCAGAAUACAUGUUAAGAAGGAUGGAAAAUGCUGCCGCCGAGCAGACUACAGUACAACAUAUGCGCACCGUCCUCAUCACCGACCCAAAGUCUGUGGGAGGGAAUGGACACUAACAUUUUUUGUGUAGAUUCUCUCCGACGCAGUCUUGUCUCUGCAUCGUCACGUGAACGAGACAGAAACAUUGUAAAACAGGGGAUCUUCUGUACAUUCCUUUCAUGGACUAGCCUCCUUAUUAGUGUAGUUUAUCCCGAAGAUUGGAGCCACCGGCGAAUCGACAUCACACUAUGAUACAAUGUACGCAAGGAUAGGCAAACACCCUCCGUAAGCAUUGGAUAACGUUAAGCCCAUCAG